Messenger RNA from Spodoptera littoralis (African cotton leafworm), 1413 nucleotides. Lineage: Eukaryota; Metazoa; Arthropoda; Insecta; Lepidoptera; Noctuidae. The record is from the annotation of a GenBank genome assembly.
AUGAACGGGUCCAGUAGCAUUGUUACACACAACUCGGAACUGAAGCCAUCUGAUAACGGAAUUACGCAAAAUGCAUCAGCGAUAAAUGUCGAUAAAAAUAAAAGUGGAGCUACAAGUUCAAAUGGAGGCGCUGAGGAACUACUCGACCUUAAAGGUAAGGUCGAGUCCCGCCUCUUAUCCAUGUGGAAUAACGUGAAAUUUGGAUGGACUGUGAAGCUAAAAACCAGCUUUUCAAAAGAAUCGCCUGUAUGGUUACUUGGCAGGUGCUAUCAUCGAAAACUUAGCCCUACGGGAUCAUUAGAAUCGUCUACUGAAGUUGGUACUGAAGCAACAGCUAAUCAGCCAAUUGAACAGAUAUAUGGAGAGGGCAUAGAAGGCUUCAAAUCUGAUUUUAUUAGCAAAAUAUGGAUGACAUAUAGAAGGGAAUUCCCCACCAUGUCAGGCUCCUCAUUUACCACAGACUGUGGCUGGGGUUGCAUGCUACGAAGUGGACAGAUGUUGUUAGCACAAGCUCUAGUGACUCACUUUCUUGGACGUUCUUGGAGGUGGUUUCCUGAGAGAGCUAUACAAAAUGCCAGGGAAUUUCAAGAGGAUUGUUUACACCGCAUGAUCAUCAAAUGGUUUGGUGACAAGUCGUCAGUCAACAGUCCUCUAUCUAUACAUCAGAUGGUGAGUCUUGGGGAGGCUCUAGGGAAGAAGCCAGGAGACUGGUAUGGACCUGCGUCUGUUGCUCACUGCCUGAAAGCAGUUAUGACAGCGGCUUCAAAAGAAAAUUAUGAAUUUGAUAAUUUGGAAGUUUAUGUUGCUCAAGAUUCAACUAUAUAUAUUCAAGAUGUUUAUUCACUUUGUCGUCUACCUAAUGGUUCCUGGAAAUCCCUUAUUUUGUUAGUUCCUGUAAAAUUGGGGUCUGAUAAAUUUAAUCCUAUUUACGGCCCCUGCCUUACAUCAUUACUUACAUUAGACUUUUGCAUAGGCAUUAUUGGGGGACGACCUAAACAUUCACUGUAUUUUGUGGGAUACCAAGAUGAUAGAUUGAUCCACUUGGACCCUCAUUACUGUCAAGAAAUGGUGGAUGUUUGGCAACCUAACUUUUCUUUACAAUCAUUUCAUUGUAGAUCACCAAGAAAAAUGCCUCUAAGCAAAAUGGACCCUUCUUGCUGCAUAGGCUUCUACCUGGCAACACAAAAUGAUUUGGAAACAUUUAUCAAUGUUAUACAAUCAUUCCUAGUCCCCCAGGGAGUCUCUGCUAACUUUGAAUAUCCUAUUUUCACUCUAAACAGUGGCUCAUGUAGUAAUGUUAUGAACUUUCCUAAUAUUAGGAACUCUAUUUAUGAAACAGAGCAAAACUGGGUAACACCAAAUAUCCAAGACAGUGAUACAGACAUUGAAUCUGAGGAAUUUGUGUUAGUGUGA